UUGGAAAAAACACCAAAACACAACCCAAAUAAGCAACCCCCAACAUACAAACCCCAACAACCCUUCUGAAGACUUGUGUCAAAUGACGUCAAUGGCCAGUUUGUUCUCCUUUACUAGCCCAGCUGUAAAGCGUCUGUUGGGCUGGAAACAAGGAGAUGAAGAGGAAAAAUGGGCAGAAAAAGCUGUUGAUGCUUUGGUUAAAAAACUGAAAAAGAAAAAGGGUGCUAUGGAAGAACUGGAGAAAGCCUUGAGCAGUCCAGGCCAGCCCAGCAAGUGUGUUACUAUCCCUCGUUCUUUGGAUGGACGACUGCAGGUGUCUCACAGGAAAGGCCUUCCCCAUGUCAUUUACUGUCGGGUUUGGCGCUGGCCUGAUCUGCAAAGCCAUCACGAGCUGAAGCCAUUGGAUAUUUGUGAAUUUCCUUUUGGAUCUAAACAGAAGGAAGUCUGCAUCAAUCCAUACCACUACAAGAGAGUGGAGAGCCCAGUUCUACCUCCAGUGUUAGUGCCUAGACAUAGUGAAUUCAAUCCACAGCACAGCCUGCUAGUUCAGUUCCGGAACCUAAGCCACAAUGAACCACACAUGCCACACAACGCGACCUUUCCAGACUCCUUCCAGCAGCCCAACAGCACUCCAUUUUCCAUUUCACCAAACAGUCCCUACCCACCAUCUCCAGCCAGCAGCACUUACCCAAGCUCCCCAGCCAGCUCUGGGCCGUCCAGUCCCUUUCAGCUACCGGCUGAUACUCCACCUCCUGCAUAUAUGCCCCCUGAUGAUCAGAUGGGGCAGGAUAAUUCUCAAUCAAUGGACACAAGCAAUACAAUGAUCCCUCAAAUCAUGCCAAAUAUAUCUACCAGAGAUGUUCAGCCUGUUGCCUAUGAAGAACCCAAACACUGGUGUUCAAUUGUGUAUUAUGAAUUAAACAAUCGUGUUGGGGAGGCCUUUCAUGCAUCUUCUACAAGCGUCUUAGUAGAUGGAUUUACAGACCCCUCCAAUAACAAGAACAGGUUCUGCUUAGGUUUGCUGUCCAACGUGAACCGCAACUCGACGAUUGAGAACACAAGGCGGCACAUUGGAAAAGGAGUUCAUCUCUACUAUGUUGGUGGGGAAGUCUAUGCUGAGUGUUUAAGUGAUAGUAGCAUAUUUGUACAGAGCAGAAACUGCAACUACCACCAUGGCUUUCAUCCCACAACUGUAUGCAAGAUUCCUAGUGGAUGCAGUCUGAAAAUCUUCAACAAUCAGGAAUUUGCUCAGCUUUUAGCCCAGUCUGUCAACCAUGGAUUUGAAGCAGUGUAUGAGCUCACCAAAAUGUGCACCAUUCGAAUGAGCUUCGUCAAGGGCUGGGGAGCCGAAUAUCACCGACAGGAUGUCACAAGCACCCCGUGCUGGAUAGAAAUUCACCUUCAUGGGCCCCUUCAGUGGCUGGAUAAAGUACUCACACAAAUGGGUUCUCCUCUGAAUCCCAUCUCCUCUGUCUCCUAGUGCUGAAACUGAACCUCUAGCCUCGUUUUUAGCGAACUGAUUCUAAUUCUAGAGAAAACUUCCAGUGUGGAUAUACUGUGAGCUAUAUGGAGAAUGGAUCUUACAGUUUAACUUUUUGGUUUUUAAAUCCCUUUGUGACCAAUGCCAUUGUGUAUAGCUAAUCAGUUUUACAUUUCAAUUUGUUCUUGUGAUGCUUAAGUGACAGUUG
Messenger RNA from Indicator indicator, 1688 nucleotides. It is a transcript of the gene SMAD5, whose product is annotated as SMAD family member 5. Gene Ontology annotation, cellular component: heteromeric SMAD protein complex. NCBI's taxonomy places the organism in Eukaryota, Metazoa, Chordata, Aves, Piciformes, Indicatoridae. The record is from RefSeq and is a predicted model, not a curated record. Gene Ontology annotation, molecular function: I-SMAD binding; DNA-binding transcription factor activity, RNA polymerase II-specific; RNA polymerase II cis-regulatory region sequence-specific DNA binding. Gene Ontology annotation, biological process: transforming growth factor beta receptor signaling pathway; cell differentiation; regulation of transcription by RNA polymerase II. The coding region runs from base 83 to 1480 and encodes 465 amino acids. The transcript is spliced from 6 exons.